AUGGUAGGUCUCAUCCGUAGCAACCGUCCAGAAGCCGUAACUAACCGUAGCCCACCCGCGACUCCCAUAGCAACCCACGCUCUCUCUCGUCCCCGGGGCGUCGCACGCUUCCUCUGCCUCGAUCGCCGACACCGCCAACUCGCAGGGUGUGCACGACACAUUACGCCAUGGUGUUCGAUCACUCGCCGCCGAUGUUGCACCCGCUCAUCCCUUGCAGGCCAGGUUGGAGAAUGUGAGUGGCGCUUGUUCUGGGGACGAGGACGAGGACGAGGCAGACGCGUCAUCCUCCUCGUCAGCCCAGUCACCCUGUGGUGGUUUGCGGUGUCAUAAGCCUGACUACAUUGAACCCAACCUAACUGGUACCUCCUGUGUUCACUCUUCACAGUGGGAUGACCAUCGAGAGAUGCUGCAGUUGACGUUGCAGAGGCAAAUGUUUGGCCUGCACAUGCCCGUGCGACAGAGGAUGGAACGUUCCCUCGUCAAGCAGGUCAGUCACACACCACCAAAUCGUACACUCCCCAUGACCUUCGCAAUUCACCGGUAUCGCAUACCGCACAGUCUGUCGUGCCGCGUUCGCUGGGAGGCUUCACCCGACCGUCGAAUCUGCAUCUCGACAUCCUGCUCGGCAACGACGAACAGAUCGAUGUCGCCGAUGUUCUACGAGGUGAGAAGGUGAUCUCAUUCACAUAUCUUACGACCGCCUCACUGACACUACUACCACCUCGAGAUACACAGACCGAGUCGAGACGGCCGACGUGGGUGAUUUUCACCGAGCGAUGGAGCAAAAGGUGCUCAAGUCAUAG
This is a messenger RNA of Microbotryum saponariae, 803 nucleotides long. The record is from the annotation of a GenBank genome assembly. Lineage: Eukaryota; Fungi; Basidiomycota; Microbotryomycetes; Microbotryales; Microbotryaceae.